This is a messenger RNA of Haplochromis burtoni (Burton's mouthbrooder), 6166 nucleotides long. RefSeq names its product potassium voltage-gated channel, KQT-like subfamily, member 5a (gene kcnq5a). Gene Ontology annotation, biological process: potassium ion transport; transmembrane transport. NCBI's taxonomy places the organism in Eukaryota, Metazoa, Chordata, Actinopteri, Cichliformes, Cichlidae. The record is from RefSeq and is a predicted model, not a curated record. Gene Ontology annotation, cellular component: membrane. Gene Ontology annotation, molecular function: voltage-gated potassium channel activity.
UGGACCGAGCGGACCAUCUUGUCUACAGCUGCUGAGUCCAGUUCUGUUUACUGUAAACUCUGUUUCUCCUAGUAUGUAAUAAUGUUAAUGUGCUGUUCAUUCUCCUUUAAGUGUAAGCAGUCAUUCAAGUUUUAUUUAGGCAUAUGUGUGUAGGUUAAUCCUUGCACAGUCUUUAGUAUUUCCCUUUACAGGCUACUACUUCAUAGUUAACUUCCUCUGAAAGUCUUACCCCCAGAGGGACUUUCUUUCUUUGUAGAAGCGUUUCAAAGAAACUAUGUUAUUAGCUGUAGAUAAGGUAUCUUUAUUUUGCUAUUUGAUGCAUUUUCUUACAUAAACCAAGCACAGUGAUCACGCUUUGGGGGGUUAUUGGGCAGUUUCAUCACCUGCGUAAAAUCUGCGUCAUCGGUGCAUAUAUAUCUCUCUUGACGUUUCUUCGGUUAACAUUUAUCACCCAGAUUGAAAAUCUGCUAUCGUUCAAGUCCAGAUUUACGACAUCUAAUAAUCUCGUGGCGCUGGUGGUGCUGCGCCCUUCCCGUCUGAUGCGUAAAAGAGCACCAUGACUAGCAGAGCACCGGCAGGCUUCACACACUUUGCCAGAAAGAGCCAAACCGGCGUGAGAGUGAGUUGAGUAACAAAGAGAGUGUGGGAGAACCCUCCCCCCCGUCAAAUGUAUCGAUGGAUCCACACCUUCAUAACCCAACUCUUCUUCAGCUUCGCGCAGAUGGCCAAAGUGUCCAAGCCAGACCGUGAAACUGUUCAGCCAAUAGAUUAGUUAUUUAACUCUUCAUCCACUGCUUUGUUGUACUUAGUGUGUAGUGAAAGUCAAAGUAGCCACACACCCUCUGGCCCAAAAGCACUUGGCUACACGUGAAUGCCUGCCGGUCUCCCAGCGCACUCCACGCUUGCGCUAGUUAUGCCAUGCCGCGAAGUCAUACCGGCGACGAAAGCGGCGGCAGCGGGAUCUGGCUAAAGACCUCGACUGGACGUCGGGGGCAGGACUACCCACUAAAAGAUGUGGAGUGCGGACGGCAGACUAUGAAUAACGUUGUGGGUGUCGGGGACGGUCUCCUGUCUCCAGCCGCGGCAGGUGCGGUGGGAGCGGAGAGGAAACAGGGAGCCCGCCUGAGUCUGCUGGGGAAGCCGCUGACCUACAGCGCGCAGAGCAACCGCAGAAACGCACGCUACCGGCGGCUCCAGAAUUACCUCUACAACGUUUUGGAAAGACCGAGGGAAUGGGCUUUUGUUUACCACGCUUUUGUGAGUUUGUGAUGAUUGUAGUGUUUGGCCUGGAGUACAUCAUCCGGAUAUGGAGUGCUGGCUGCUGUUGCCGCUAUCGAGGCUGGCAGGGACGUCUCCGCUUUGCCAGAAAACCGUUUUGUGUCAUAGACAUCAUCGUACUUAUCGCCUCAGUUGCUGUGGUUUCAGCUGGUAGCCAGGGUAACAUCUUUGCCACAUCUGCGCUGCGUAGCCUUCGCUUCCUUCAGAUCCUGCGCAUGGUGCGCAUGGACCGUAGGGGAGGGACCUGGAAACUGCUUGGAUCUGUAGUUUACGCACAUAGUAAGGAGCUGGUGACUGCCUGGUAUAUAGGGUUUCUGGUGUUGAUCUUCUCCUCCUUCUUGGUCUAUCUGGUGGAGAAAGAAUUCAACAAGGAAUUUGCCACCUACGCUGAUGCUCUGUGGUGGGGCACGAUCACCCUUACAACUAUUGGCUACGGUGACAAGACCCCACAGACGUGGACGGGGCGGUUAUUAUCAGCGUGUUUUGCUCUGCUGGGGAUCUCCUUCUUUGCCCUGCCAGCUGGCAUCCUAGGUUCAGGCUUUGCCCUGAAGGUGCAGGAGCAGCAUCGACAAAAGCACUUUGAAAAAAGGAGGAACCCAGCUGCCAGCCUCAUCCAGGCAGCUUGGCGUAUGUACUCCACCGACGGUGCUCGUCCCUACCUCAGAGCCACCUGGCACCACUACCAAAGCGCUCUCCCCCCCCUCAGGCAUGUAUCCCCUCCACCAGCACCACCACCAUCACUGCCCCACCUCCCUUCAACAUCCCCCAACCGCACCGCAUCAACACUCCCCCCGAAAACUAAUCAGUGUGUCUGGCGUAGUUAUGCUGCUGAUGAGAACUCGGUUUCCAUUGCUACCUGGAAGCCUCAUUUGAAGGCGUUGCAUACCUGCAGCCCCGCCAAGAAAGAGCAGGGCGAGGCUACUUACAGUAAGGGUCUAAGUAAUGGAAGGCUCUUCAGAAGGUAUUCUCGGAAAUAUAGGAGUCAGAAGUUGAGCUUUAAGGAACGGGUCCGCAUGGCGAGCCCUCGUGGUCAGAGUAUGAAGAGUCGGCAGACGUCCAUGAAUGACCGCCAACGCUGUUCCCCUGGCAACGAGAUGGUGGGCAGCACAGAACUGAUGGGCGGCAGCCCUGCCAAAGUGCAGAAGAGCUGGAGCUUCAAUGAUCGGACCCGGUUUAGGCCAUCUCUGAGGUUGAAGAGCCAGCCUCGUACAGCUGUCCCAGAUGUGGACACAGGCAUGACCACAGAGGAAUCCUUUGAUGAGCGAGGGUGCCACUGCGAUGUUACUGUGGAGGAUCUAUCAGCACCUCUCAAGGCUGUCAUCAGAGCUGUCAGGAUCAUGAAGUUCCAUGUAGCAAAGAAGAAGUUUAAGGAGACGCUGCGUCCGUAUGAUGUGAAGGACGUGAUUGAGCAGUACUCUGCAGGUCACCUGGAUAUGCUCUGUCGCAUCAAGAGCCUUCAGACCAGACUAGACUCUGUAGUGGGUCCUCCUCCAAGGCCUUUGCGCAGCCGUGGGAAGACCUUUUCCUCUCCCUCCCUGCAUUUAUAUUACAGCCAGACCAGCAGGAAACGGUCGACACCGGGGGUGGAUCAGAUCUUGGGAAAAGGCCAGAUUCCUGUGGAUAAAAAAAUGAGGGACAAACUGCACCCAGAUGGAGACUCCCUAGAGGGCAUGAGCAUGCUUGGACGUGUGUGUAAGGUGGAGAGGCAGGUAACUUCCAUUGAAUCAAAGCUGGACUCUUUGCUGGAUAUUUACCGCCAAGUCCUACAGAAAGGCCCCUCAGCACUCACCCUCUCCUCCCUCCCCCUGUUUGAGCUGGAGAACCAGCAUCAUAACUCGGACUACCCGACCUCAAUCAUUGGCAGGGAUCUUCCCUCCCAUCAGGGAGGUGAGCCUGUUGGAAGCGGAGGACACAACAGUGGCGGCAUGCGUCGUUCUCUCAAUCCCAACCCGAGAGGCUUGCGGCUCAUACUGGCACCAGCUGAUGAUGAUGCUCCUCCGGACUCAGCCCCUCCAUCCUAUCCACCAUCCACAGCCUCGCUCUCCCCAUCACCUCUGCUGCCCCCUGAUAGCCCUUAUCCAACUUUGGUCACCACCAAUGGUACCCCGAAAAAAGCACACUUCCCUGAUCUGCCGCCCCCACCUUCCUCCACGGGGAAUUUCACUCUUCAACUCCCCCCUAUGGUACACCCCUCUCACCUCCGAUGCCCUGCUGACCCGAUCUCAGAUGAUCUGACAGAUGGAGUGGCAGUGGACGAGGAAAGCUCUGGCCCCUCUGUUGUUGUAGGAUGCGGUGUGGAUUCUGACCAAGAAGGUGACAACGAGGCAGCCUUUGGCCAGGGAACGGUUCAGCUGCGGGAGAAGCCUGGCUUGAAAGCUGAGGGGGUCUGGAGGAGGCACAUGAGCCUUGAGGUGAAGCCCUUGCUGCUUCUCUCUUCGAGCCCAGAUGGGAGGGCUUCAGACUGGGAAGGUGGUCUUGGGAAGUCGAUCUCUGUGCAGAACCUCAGUCAACCUUUGACCAACCGUGCCCCUGGUCUCUCCUCUGCACUCAACAACAGCAGCAGCAGCAAUGGUAGCGAACGCAGCACUGCCCAUGAUGAUCUUAACAACUGGGAUGAUACAGAACUCUUUAUUAGAGAGUGCAAAUUACAAACAUCAGAGGAACAUUUCGACUUCCUGUCACAGGGACCUGGAAGCAGCACCUCAGACCUUUUAAAGACUGUAGAGGAGGCUGCACCUCACCCAAAAGGAAAGUCAGAGUUUCUCAGUCAGUCCUCACACAUACAGCUGGCAUAACCACACUUACUGACAGACACACAUUUCCAUACUGUAUGUAAACACCACUGUGGGUGAAGCCACUUUUUAAAAUAUUUUUACAGGGCAGUAAACAGAUUAUGUUGCAAGUUUUACAAAUAAAUCCUUUCUAUAUGAACAAUGUUUUGAUAUUUUGUCUAACACUUUUAUUCCCAGUUGCAUACACACUUUUCAUAGGGUACUAAAAUUACUACAGCCUAUACAGUAAAUGAAUGUACACGUAUGUAUGCAAGUGGCCAUACUCAUGUAAGACAAAAUAUACAAUCAAUACACAAAAAUGAAAAUAACCUUACUAGAAAAACAAUAUUUUGUUUUUAUACAAAAAUGACCAAGUUUUUCAUAUUUACUAUCAUAAAUUAAAGAAAAAGAUGCUUAAUUUGAAGAGGAAUCUUGGAAGGAAUCCUAAUUUUAUUUCUAGAUCCAGACUUGUUGGAAAAGCUGUAGAUGCCAAUCAAAUAAUGGGGCGCAUUGUGAGAAAGGGUUACUGUCCAACAAUUUUACAUUUUUGCUGAGUCUGACUCAGCAGCAAACCCAAUUUCGAGUCUAACUUUUCACUUUACAAAUUAAAGGAUAAUGGAAGAAGAAUGCUGAAUAACUGUCUCACAGCCAGAACUACUUCACUCUAACUCAUUGGUCAGCUUCUAAGCACGUGGUGAAACCAGCAUCCACAUGUACAUGCACAUCCGCCAAACUCUUUUACACUCUGACAGUUGUGACCAUUAACAAUAACUACUACUACUCUAAGAAAGGCCAACAUGACAAAGAGCUGAGACUGACUAAGAACUUUUCUUCGAAGAAGCAGAGAGUCACUCACUCUGCUAGUUCACUGUCUGUCUUUGGCAACUUAAAAUUUCAUCUUUUACUUACUCUAUGCUUUCAUACAUAUCACUACAUGGACAGUUUGAAAAACGAAAUAUAAAUAAAGGAAAUAAAGGGUGAGGCCUGGUGUGAAAGAAACAGCUGAAGUAUAAAAACUUAAAGGUUGAACCAGGGUUGCAUGUGUGCAGACUACAGAAAUCUCGUUUUCUUCAUUUCCUACAAUUGCUGAAGUGUUUGUUAAUGUUGAUGUGGUUGGAUGGCUGGUCUAAUCUGUCAGCAAACUGUAACUAAAUUUGAAUGCAGCAGACCUAAUGGGAAGAAAUGUCCUAUCAGCACUGACUUAAAACAAGUGUUGGAAUUUCUCCCACUUGGUUUGGAUAGUAGCCCAGUAAGCUGGAUGCAGCUGUUUUGAAUAUUGAACUGUGGUAGACUUUUAAGUGGGCUUUCUCAGCCAAGCAUGAGAUGCUGCAUGUCUAAGCUGUAAUUCAAAAGUGCUCAUGCAUUUCCUGGUGACUCAGACCUCCAUCUGCAUGUCAAAAUAAUGUUUACUCCAAACUUUUAACAAAACGGUACGAACAAAGUCUGCCUACAUGAUCAAUAUUAUCUGAACUAAUUUGGUAGAAGUUAAAACCUGUGUUACUACUUUUGUGGAUAACCCACUUACUAUUUUAUGACAAAACUACAACAUUUAAAGGCCAUUCGUUGUGAUCAAACUAGAAAAACCUCAUUGAUAUUUUCUGUGACUUCUCUGAUGAAGCCUGAUCUUAGAUUGAGAUUAUAUGUGGCUUAUAUAAGGACUCUUUUCACCAGGAUGUUGGUACGCACUUCAUCCUCACUCACCUCAGUCCUAAUUAGAAUAUUUAACCAUUCUGGGUUUUAUUGUCACUAUCUCGAAAAUGACUAAAGUGGACCGUUUAUAAUAUGGUACAUUUAAUCUUUAAGGAGAUGUAGAGGCUUGUAUGUUUUCAGUGUUAGAUUUUUGAAAAACUGGUGUCUUGAAAGUGUCUUAAUAAACAGUGUUUGUAUUGCUGCCUUUCUUUCUUUUAGAUAGGUUGACUGGUGUUUAAAUGAGAAUUAUGCACAAAAACUAUGUCAGCCAUCUUCAUUUUUGUUAGUCAUUUUGAUUUGUUUUGUAUGUUGUCACAGAAGUCUUAAAAUGUAUUGUUUGUGCUAUUCGUGUCCUUUUAUUCAUCAUUUUUUCUGUUAUAUCCCCAGAGAGUUGAGUGCAUUUCUUAGAAUAUUAACAUCCUAUAAAA